Messenger RNA from Papaver somniferum (opium poppy), 1764 nucleotides. Its product is annotated as protein EARLY FLOWERING 4-like. The record is from RefSeq and is a predicted model, not a curated record. The coding region runs from base 30 to 443 and encodes 137 amino acids. Gene Ontology annotation, biological process: positive regulation of circadian rhythm; entrainment of circadian clock. The transcript is spliced from 2 exons. Lineage: Eukaryota; Viridiplantae; Streptophyta; Magnoliopsida; Ranunculales; Papaveraceae.
UUAGGGUUCGAACAUUGAUUCUCACAUGUAUGACAACAGUUGCAGAUUCUUCAUCAGGAGCUGAACAAUCUAGUAUGGAUUAUGAUGCUGAUGAUCAAGCAGAGGUCGAAGAAGAAGAAGAAAGCGAAGUAUGGAAGACGAUUAGUAAGAGUUUUCAACAAGUACAAGCAAUUUUAGAUCAAAAUCGGAUACUAAUCCAACAAGUUAAUGAGAAUCAUCAAUCAAAAAUUCCUCAAAAUCUUGCUAAGAAUGUUGCCCUAAUACGAGAUAUCAAUAUUAAUAUCUCUAAAGUGGCAUCUAUUUACACUGAGCUUUCUACAAAUUUCUCUGGUUUCUUUCAUCAAAGUCGUGGGGAGAUGAAGAAUCAAGUGGAAUAUGCGGCUGAUGCUACAACUACAGAUGGUUGCGGGAUACACAUCUUCAUGUUCUACCCUCAGAUGUGAUAAGGUACUUAUCGUUUAUGUAUUAAUAUCUUUGUUGUGAUAAUUCAGAGUGAGAUUGAACGAGUUGAAGCAAAAGAAUUAUAGGAAUUGAUAGGUUAAUCUUACUUGUAGUUUAUUAUGCGCUGAUAAAAUGUUCUUGGGAAAAGGUUCGGACUGGGAAUCAAGUUUGAACGAGAUUAUUUGUAGCACUAAACUUAUCUUGAUGAAAAAAAAGACAAGUAUGCUUUAGAUACAUGGUACUCGAGCUUAGCUUUGUCCUUUUAAGGUUGGUUUAGGUGUUGGGUUGGUUCAUACUAUGGACCAGAGGGAAUAUGAGGGUGAAGGUCAGUAGGUUGCUCUGAUUGCUCAAAACUCAGGUGGUGGCGUAUUCUUAAAGAAACAUUCACUCUCUAAUAGUUAGUGUGUUUAAUCUUUGCUAUUUACUUCUUCACGGAAUAACUAGCCCUACUAGGGCAUUAAGCCUGUCACAGCGAUCUGACUCCCAAGUCAUUGGAGGUUAUGAUAUUGAUUGUAUGGCCAUUCAAAACGGAUGCUCUUGGAGUCACAGUGAGGCAUGAAUUGCUAGGAGGGAUCAUCAUAGGCUGCCAGGUAAGUAGUUUUCAGUGCGAGUACAAGCAACCUUUCAGGUGUUAGUUACUAUCACGACAAUGGAAAUCUUCAAGUUUUGAGUAAGUUGGAUUAUAGUUUCUGAAACUAUUUAAUUGAAGUUGGACUAUAUUUGUGAGGAAGUUCGACUACGGGGUGACAGAUUAUGGCGUUCAAUGUGACCAUGGGUAUUGUCUUGAACAAAGAGUUGUUAUGUUUUCUUUCAUUCUGCUUUGUUUUUAUCUGAAAGAUUAGUCUGUGAACGAGUCUUUCGCAACAAUAAAUGUAUUCGCAUUUGGAGUAAUUCUAUUUAAGAGCAACUGCAAUGGUGGGAGUAUAACCAAAGACCAAAGAGGAAAAAAAAACCAAAGUUUGGAUUUAGUCCGUGUUGUGACACUCCGGUACAAGACUAAAUUUGAUGGAGCGUAGAUAUAAUGUUCGUUUGAUGAGAGGCGGUGGUAUACUGCACGCCUGGAUGGAGCGGAGGUAUUAUGCACGCCCGACAACGGGCGGAGACUUUACAUGGGCCGGUUUUGGGGCGAACGUAUAACAUACACCCCAUAACGAGACGGAGAUAUAGUGUUCACCUUGUGGGGUAGUAGAAGUAGUCAAACUUCUAGAAAUCGAUAUCUUUAUGCAACCAAUCAGGCUGACCUUGUUUACCUGUAGUGUUGUGAAUGAUGGAUAAUAUACAUGCACGCAAUUUAGUUACUUGACAAUGAAACAUCUUUUUUAU